Messenger RNA from Lasiodiplodia theobromae, 1185 nucleotides. Its product is annotated as Carbohydrate/purine kinase. Bases 1 to 1185 code for a protein of 394 amino acids. The record is from RefSeq and is a predicted model, not a curated record. The transcript is spliced from 3 exons. NCBI's taxonomy places the organism in Eukaryota, Fungi, Ascomycota, Dothideomycetes, Botryosphaeriales, Botryosphaeriaceae.
AUGCAGCAGUACGCCGCCUCGCCAGAAGAUUACGCCAGGGUGCUCCGAGAGCACACCUAUACCGCAGUGCCCGGCCUCCCUUUGCACGUCCUCCUCGACGCCCUUUUGUACAUCAUGGCCGACGACGAAGAUGUCACCAUCGACUUUGUGUCGCUUGGCAUGUUCAUUCUGGACGACAUUGAGUUCAAGCCGCCCAAACCCCCCGUCAAAGAUGUCGUCGGCGGUGCCGGUGCCUACUCUGCCAUCGGCGCUCGCAUCAUGUCUCCUCCGCCGCUUUCGCGCUCUGUCGGUUGGAUCGUCGACUGCGGCUCCGAUUUUCCUGACCAGGUCCGCGAGACGAUCAAGCACUGGGACACCAGCUGUCUACUCAGAGAAACCCCUCACCGGCUGACCACCAGAGGCUGGAACGGCUACGGCGACAAUGAACAUCGAGCUUUCAAAUACAUGACGGAGAAGAUCCGCAUCGACCAUGACGCUCUCACGCCGGAGCUACUCCUUUCCAAAUCUUACCAUCUGAUCUGCUCGCCGACGCGUUGCGUCGACCUGGUCACCAACAUCCUCUUCAAGCGCAAAUGCCUGGCCCCCGAUCGGUGGGUCAACCCGCCGCUCUUCAUCUGGGAGCCCGUGCCUGAUUUGUGCACGCCCGAGGAUUACGACGAGUGCCUCCAGGCGCUGCGGUACGUCGAUGUUGUGAGUCCAAACCAUGGCGAGCUAGGUGGGUAUUUUGGACGCAGUACCGUCACUCCCGAGGGGGAUGUGGAUAAAGCCGCGGUGCAGGAAUGCACAGAAAAAUGGCUGGACUCAGGUGUGGGAGCAAAGGGAAAUGGAGCGGUAGUGGUAAGGUGCGGGAAAGACGGCUGCUAUGUCGCUUCGCGGGAGCAGAAGACUUGGCUGCCAGCUUUCCACACGUCUUCGGAAGCUGUCGUCGAUCCUACUGGCGGAGGCAAUGGAUUUCUGGGAGGGUUGGCCGUUGGCUUGGUGCGUGGAGGCAACACGCCGGGCGUAGAGAAUGUCGAAGAGGCUGCCAUCUGGGGGAGCAUUGCUGCCAGUUACACAAUCGAGCAGGUCGGUAUGCCCGUUCUGGAGAAGGGAGAUACCGAGAAAGGAGAGAGAUGGAACGGUACUAGAGUAGAGGACAGACUGAGGGAGUUCAAAGAAAGAAUCGGAAGGCUGGAAAGUGACUGA